Ailuropoda melanoleuca (giant panda) is the source of this 2135-nucleotide messenger RNA. Its product is annotated as DNA-directed DNA/RNA polymerase mu-like. Gene Ontology annotation, cellular component: nucleus. Gene Ontology annotation, biological process: double-strand break repair via nonhomologous end joining. Lineage: Eukaryota; Metazoa; Chordata; Mammalia; Carnivora; Ursidae. The coding region runs from base 1052 to 1864 and encodes 270 amino acids. The transcript has 5 exons. Gene Ontology annotation, molecular function: DNA-directed DNA polymerase activity; DNA binding. The record is from RefSeq and is a predicted model, not a curated record.
GCUGCGCCCACAGGGGACCGAGGGACGCCUGUGUGGUUAUGGCCAUGCCGUCUGUCACGCCCCGAUGACACUGCUGCGUGGUGUGAGGGCCUAAGCACAAAAUACCUGUGCUCAGAAUUUUGCAAGUGACCAGCCACUUUCACAAGCGGUGUUUCUUUUCAGCUGAGGGUAUUAAGAUCUAAAACGACGCACCUGGCAGCUGAUCCCCACAGUGGAGGGGCACCUGAGGUUUCGGAUUCCGAGUUAAUCCUGGCACUUCAUGCUAAUGUGGCUUUUCUCUCAGUGUCCUCUUCUAUAAAAGGGUGCUGGCAGUUAGGGCCAGGAUUGUUCUGUAGGACAGGAAAAGAAUAUAUGCCACAGCCUCUAAAGAGCCAUAUGGUCGUGUGGGAUGGUUAAGGGUAUCACUGGCUAACCGGCUUCUGUCCUCAGUAAGUUCCUCUUGCCCUUUUAGCCAAACUGACCUCUCCCCUCUGGGCUAAGACAGUGACUUGAGUGAGUCUCCAAGAUCAGCAAAAAUUAUGGGCUACAGAGACACUGCUGAGAUUAAGGAAAUGGGUUUCCAUAGGUUUGAAGUUGGGAGAGCAAACAGAUCAGGGGCCAGUCCCCCAGCAGCUUUUUUGUUUUUUGUUUUUUUUAAGGGAUUUAACCAUUUCCAGUGGUUAGACCCGCUCAGAGAGGAGUUUAGUGUACUGGGUGCUGCCCUUUUGCUUAUGAGUUUGUUUCAUCUGUGUAACAAUGCUACACAGUAGAUACAUUAUUAUCUGCUUUAAAGAGGAGGAAAUCAGGGCACAGAGAAGGAAGUGAGAUGCCCAAGGCCACACAGCAAGUACGUGGCAGAGCUGGGGUUCAAAACCAAGCAGUCUGGGUGCAGCACUUAAAUGAAGAGCCUCUGGUCCUACCCCCUAAGGACCUCCUUUCUCAGGGUCCAGGAGAGAGGAAGACAGACGAGUUGACAGAAACUUGGGCUGGGCUGCAGCUCUGUGGGUGAUGGGGUGGCAGGCAUGUGCAUCUGCGAGAAGGGCUUUCUGAGGACGUGGCAUUUGAAGAACAAAUGGGUGCUCACCAGGCAGAGGGGAUAGUAAGCAAAGGCCUGGACGCACCGAGCGAGGCAGGAAGGACCUCUGGGCAUCAGCUUUGUCCCCUCUCUCUGCCCAGCUCCGAGGUGACACAUGUGGUGAUGGAACAGACCUCAGCAGAGGAGGCCAGCUGCUGGCAGGAGCGCAGGACGGUGGCGGCCUCUCUCCGAGGAUGCACCCACCCAGAGCUGCUGGACAUAAGCUGGUUCACAGAAAGCAUGGCAGCUGGGCAGCCCGUGCCUGUGGAGCGCCGGCACCGCCUGGAGGUGGCUGUGCCCGGGAAAGGACUGCCCAGCCCAGUGAGGAUGCCACCCUAUGCCUGCCAGCGCCCCACACCCCUCACACACCACAACACCAGCCUCUCGGAGGCUCUGGAGGUGCUGGCGGAGGCUGCAGCCUUUAAGGGCAGCGAGGGCCGCUUCCUCUCCUUCCGCAGAGCCGCCGCGGUGCUCAAGGCCCUUCCGAGCCGGGUCACAGCCCUGAGCCAGCUGCAGGGGUUGCCGCACUUCGGAGAACACUCCUGCAGGGUCGUCCAGGAGCUGUUGGAACACGGGGUGUGUGAGGAGGUGGAGAGGGUCCGGCUGUCAGAGCGGUACCAGACCAUGAAGCUUUUCACCGGGAUCUUCGGGGUUGGGGUAAAGACUGCUGACCGGUGGUACCAGGAUGGGCUGCGGACCCUGGACAGCCUCCAAGGGCAGCCCCAGAGGUUGACCCAGCAGCAGAGAGCAGGUGAGCCUCCGAGAAGGACGGGGCCCGGGCCCCCCACACCGUGGAGCCCGCAGCACUGACACACGGCAUGUGCCGGGGGGCUGCCUUGACGGCAGGGAUGGGGUCAGUGCACGGAGGUCCCGGGGGCAGGCAGGCCCCUCUGUUUGGUGGAGUGGAGUCUGGACCUGCUGCAGCCCUUUCGCAUUGAACAGUGGUGGUCACGGUGGCUGCUGUGACGUUCACACCUCCCAGCUGGACCAGGAAGGGGAGGCUGUGUCUCAACGGCCCUGCGCACAGCUUGCCAGCAUGGGGCUGGGGUCCUGGUGCGCUGGCGGAUGGCAUGGGGACCUG